This is a messenger RNA of Lathyrus oleraceus (garden pea), 1356 nucleotides long. RefSeq names its product E3 ubiquitin ligase BIG BROTHER-related. The transcript has 7 exons. Bases 97 to 1152 code for a protein of 351 amino acids. The record is from RefSeq and is a predicted model, not a curated record. Lineage: Eukaryota; Viridiplantae; Streptophyta; Magnoliopsida; Fabales; Fabaceae.
UAUAUAAUAUAAUAUUCCGUGAGGUUGAUUCUCCCAUUCGAAUUCGAUCAUUCUUGUUUUCUAUUCACUCUCUUUUUCUUCUUCUUCCUAAUUCCAAUGGAGAACGACACCACCAACGCCACCACCACCACCGUCAACGCCACCGUCAACACGGCCAAACUAGGUUCAGGCGGCGGCGGCGGAGGAGUCAAAUCCAACAACCAUAUCCACGAAGAAGAACAUUCUAAUUUGAACGGCGAGGAAAACAUACCAGAAAAAAUGGAAGAGAAAGAAGAAGAAGACGAAGACAAAGGGGAACAACAACAACCUACUGGAUCUGAAACCGCCGCUCAACAACCUUCCAGAACGCCUUUCACUAAUCUCAGCCAAGUCGAUGCUGACCUCGCCCUCGCUCGAACCCUUCAAGAGCAGGAAAGGGCAUACAUGAUGCUGAGAAUGAAUAAUGAUGGAAGUGACUAUGGAAGUUGGGAGGGUGAGAGUUAUUUGCAUGAUGAUGGAGAUGAUUUUGAUGAUCUUCAUGAUGGCACUGAUGUAGAUGAGGAUGAUGAUGAUGGUGAUGAGGAUGAGGAUGACGAUAAUGAGGAGGGAUAUGAAGAUGAAGAUGUAUUUGAUGUUCAUGCUCAUGCUAGUGCUGGAGAACAUGAUAACCCCACCAUUGAAUUUGAUCCCGAGCUGUUUUCAAGUGAUGAAGCCUAUGCAAGAGCAUUACAGGGGGCUGAAGAGAGGGAUAUGGCAGCUAGACUGUUGGCACUUGCUGGGAUACAUGAUCUUUCGUUUUCAAUUACAGAGGAUGCUGAGGACAUGGAGGAGCAUGGUGCUAAUUCUCAGGAUGCUUGGGAGGAUGUUGAUCCAGAUGAACUUUCAUAUGAGGAACUCCUGGCAUUGAGUGAGGUAGUAGGAACUGAGAGCAGAGGCCUUUCGACUGAUACUAUUGCCUGUUUACCUUCAAUCAACUAUAAGACGGGGAGUGAUCAGCAUGGGAGCAAUGAUUCGUGUGUCAUUUGCCGGGUGGACUAUGAGGAUGAUGAGUCCUUGACAGUUCUUUCCUGCAAACAUCUGUACCAUCCUGAGUGCAUUAACAACUGGUUGAAAAUAAACAAGGUUUGCCCUGUUUGCAGUACAGAGGUCUCUGCUUCUGGAAGCAACUUGUAAGAAUGAACGAUUUUUCAUUUCAAAUUGAAGAAAAUUUGUGCAAGUUGAGAGAUAUUAUCCCAUAUUAUAAAAGCAUUGCCAAUAUUUGGUGAUAGUCUCUGCCUCAUUGUAUAUCCAGCUCCUUCGUUUUGAUUUCAACAUGUAACUUUGGGAAUCAGUUCUCUAGAUUUUCUUUAAUGGAAUGACUGGCAUUAUUAGUGGUCA